GGCCGCGGGAGGGACGACGGAGCGGAGUGCCAAGUAUGCGUCGCGAGCGCAGGGCAGUCGGCAGGCGAGCGCGCGCGCAACCACACUGACCGAGAGGCGCGCCGCGGAGCGCCCGCGACACUUCUUUGUUUACGUUCUUUGUUGGCGUUGUGGCACGCAGCCCCAUCCCGACAUCGACAUGCCGCUCCCGCGCCCGGGCCCCGCCCGCCGCGCCACGCGUAAACACAAUCAGCUGUGCGCGGUAACACAAGACGCUCAUUCAUAGAAAGUGAGAGUGUUUACAUUUGUCAAUUGACUCAUAAAAAUGGACUGGUUAAAGAGGAGUUUAUCUAAUAAGAAGGAGGAGGUGGAGGACGGGACGGCGGCGGAGCGCCAGCGGUUGGAGGCCACCGAGCCGGCAUCGGAGUCCCCGGCCGCGCUGAACACUCCGGAGCUGGAGUCGGAGCAGGAGCGCCGCGAGCGCUGGCGCAGCGUCUACGUCAUCUACUUCACCAUGUUCCAGAUGUCGCUGGGCUUCAGUAUAGUGCUCACCGGUGUCUGGCCUUACCUCGACAAGCUAGAACCGGGCGCGUCGAAGGAGGUGCUGGGGCUGGCAGUGGGCGCGGCGCCGCUGGGGCAGCUGCUGGCGUCGCCGCUGCUGGGGCUGUGGGCCAACGCGCGCGGCGUGCGCGCGCCGCUCCGCGCCUCGCUGGCGCUGUUCGUGCUCAGCCAGGUGCUGUACGCGCAGCUGCACGCCGCGCGCCCGCGCGCCGCCGCCGCCAUGCUCGCGGCUCGUCUCCUCGUCGGCAUCAGCUCCGCGAGUAUCGCGGUGGCGCGCGCCUACCUGUCGGCGGCCACCACGGUGUCGGAGAGAACUCGCGCGGUUGCUGCCGUUUCUCUAGCACAGGUGCUAGGGUUUGUGGUGGGGCCGGCGCUGCAGGCGGCGGCGGCGCCGCUGGGCGCGGGCGCGCCGUACGCGCCGGCCGGCGAGCUCGACGUGCGCCCGCGCCUGGACAUGUACACAGCGCCCGCCUGGCUCAAUGCCGCGCUCGGAGCGUUCAAUCUAGCGCUGUUACUGCCGUGUAGCUUCAAGGAGAGGAAGAUAGCGGCGAGAGAAGCUAUGUUGGCUCAUGGGAAGGGAUCCGAGGCGGAGGCGCUGAAAGCGCUGCGGCCGGACCGCGUGAGCAGCUGGACGCUGGUGUUCGCGUUCUUCGUGCUCAACUUCAGCUUCGUGCUGCUGGAGACCCUGGCCACCCCGCUGACCAUGGACCAGUUCGCGUGGUCCAAGGAGCAGGCGCUCAAGUACAUGGGCGCGCUCAUGUCGGCCGGCGCGGUGCUGGCGUGCGCCACGUUCGCGCUUAUUACGCCGUUGACUAAGGUCUUCCAGGAGCGGGCGAUACUCCUGUGGGGCGGCUUCCUCCUGGUGGGGCUGGCGUCCGUGCUGUGCAUCCCGUGGGGCCCGGGCGCGCCGCCGCCGGCGCCCGCCAACAGCACGGAGGCGGGCGGCGGCUGCCCGGCGCCGCGCCAGCCCUGGUGCGCCACCUCGCGCGCGCUCACCGUGCCGCAGUUCCUGCUCGGCUACACGGCCGUGUCCGUCGGGUACCCGCUGGGCGUCACGCUCAUACAGACGAUAUUCUCCAAGGUGCUGGGGCCCCGGCCGCAGGGCGUGUGGCAGGGCGUGCUGACCGGCGCGGGCUGCGUGGCGCGCGCGCUGGGCCCCGCGUGCGUGGCGCUGCUGUACGCGCGCCACGGGCCCGACGCGGCCUUCGGCGCCACCGCCGGCCUCACGCUCGCCACGCUCGCGGCGCUCCGCGUGCUGUACGCCCGGCUGCAGCCGCCCCAACCACCGCCCGCGCUCGCGCUGCAGCCCCUCAACGGCAACAAGGACCCGGCCUCGUGACACCGGCGCGCGGCAAAACGCCGCUUUUAGAUGGGAUAACGGAGGAUCAAACGAACAAAACCAAGUAACUGGGACUGAGACUAUUACUAGUCCGGUAGCUAAUACUUCUCUCCGAGUCGGUAAGCUUAAGAUAAAACUAAAUUUUAAGAGUGUAUUAGUGUAUUAGGUGACCGCACGGGAACUGAUGAGCGUUAAGUGUGUGUCAAUGUCAAGUCUUCUAUAUACAAGAUGGCAGACCCUUCAAUAAGAGAGGAGAGGUGGCAGACUUUACAACGCGCACGGUCUAUCCAUAUUAGGUAUUCGGCAUUUGUCGACAAAGUACUCGUUGCUCAAAAAACGAAUAGGUAGUGGAAAAAGUGUUCAUAACAAAUAUUAACGUGCCAACUGAUGUUUUAUUUUUGUAUAGUAGGUAUAUUUACAACUAAUUAUAAAUAUGACUUCUUUUGUAAUGUGGUUAGGAGGGGGGAGAGGCAGUGUAUCUCGGUUCAUAUUUAAGGCAUAAUGUUUCUCGAGUGCGCAUUGCGGUAAUAGAGAAUUCAGCGCAUUACUGUACACAUUGAUAUAUUUUCGUUUGUCCAUUUGCUGAGUAUAUAGCAAAAAUAAAUUUCUAAAUACAUUAAUAUAAUAAUAUUAAUUACUCCCUGUACAUGUGCGUGCAAUGAAAAAACGGUAGAAUUUAGAAGAAUUGAUCACAUUUCUUGGACGAACUAUUGCCGCAGGGUGCUGUCGGUUCAGGUUCAGGAGGUACCUACUGUACCUAGUAUGUAUGGUAAGUGGGGCAUAUAAGGCCCACCGUCAUUUGAAAUGAAAUAUCUUUUUAAAUAAUCAGGAUAUUAUGUAAAACUCACUUAAAAUAGGAUUUUCGUUUAUUUAAGUUUCUUCAUAGACAUUUUUUACACAUAAAGUCCAAGCCCCACAGAGUAAGUGCAAUAAGGCUUGUGUUGUAAGAACUAGACGACGAUAUGUAUAAUAUAUGUGUAUGGUGUUAUAGUUAUAUGAGUAUUUACUCAUUAUAU
Messenger RNA from Cydia pomonella (codling moth), 2895 nucleotides. RefSeq names its product major facilitator superfamily domain-containing protein 8 (gene Cln7). Gene Ontology annotation, cellular component: lysosomal membrane. Gene Ontology annotation, molecular function: transmembrane transporter activity. The transcript is spliced from 7 exons. The record is from RefSeq and is a predicted model, not a curated record. The coding region runs from base 305 to 1879 and encodes 524 amino acids. NCBI's taxonomy places the organism in Eukaryota, Metazoa, Arthropoda, Insecta, Lepidoptera, Tortricidae. Gene Ontology annotation, biological process: transmembrane transport.